Pristis pectinata (smalltooth sawfish) is the source of this 5134-nucleotide messenger RNA. It is a transcript of the gene ak4, whose product is annotated as adenylate kinase 4. The record is from RefSeq and is a predicted model, not a curated record. Gene Ontology annotation, biological process: nucleobase-containing compound metabolic process. Gene Ontology annotation, cellular component: cytoplasm; mitochondrion. The coding region runs from base 185 to 865 and encodes 226 amino acids. Lineage: Eukaryota; Metazoa; Chordata; Chondrichthyes; Rhinopristiformes; Pristidae. The transcript has 6 exons. Gene Ontology annotation, molecular function: nucleoside diphosphate kinase activity; AMP kinase activity; ATP binding.
GCGAGCCCGCAUACUUUCACUGUGUGGUACAGAAAUGAGAAUUUUUACAUCAUAGCGAAAUCAGUCGUGUCUUUAAUGCCGUGUUCACCAAUAAUACACCACUUCAAUGCAAGUAAAAGUUCCACCGUGUUUUAUUUUCCUCAACCGUUUUGCUGAAUUUAAUUUCAAUUAGCCAGUUUGAAAGAUGGCUUCCAAAAUAUUGCGAGCUGUCAUCCUGGGCGCGCCUGGCUCCGGGAAAGGAACCAUUUCUCAGAGAAUAACGAAAUGCUUUGGUCUUAAACACAUAUCGAGUGGCGAUUUCCUGCGUUCCAGUGUAAGGUCGGACCCUGAAAUUGAGCUUCUGGCAAAACAGUAUCUGGACAGAGGGUAUUUGGUGCCGGAUCAUGUAAUGACUCACCUGAUGCUGGAAAAGCUUAAGUCAAUGGGAGAACAGAGCUGGUUACUGGAUGGUUUCCCUCAUACGCUAGCCCAGGCAGAAGCACUUAAUGGCAUCUACCAUCUUGAUCUUGUCAUUCACUUGAACGUCCCAUUUGAGACAUUGAAGGAGAGACUCAGUGCAAGAUGGGUUCAUCAGUCAAGUGGAAGAGUUUACAAUAUGACAUUCAAUCCUCCCCUUUUGCAUGGAAUUGAUGACAUUACUGGGGAUAUUUUGAUCCAGCGUGAUGACGAUAAGCCAGAAGUGGUUGCAUCCAGACUGCGUCAAUACAAAGAUACUACAAAGCCAGUAAUAGAUUUGUACAAGACCAAGGGAAUCUUGCACACAUUUUCUGGGACAGAAACAGACAAGAUUUGGCCCUAUAUCCAUUCUCUGUUGAGUGCCAGGAUUCCAGCCCUUAACAUUGAGGCACCAUUCAGACAAAGCUGAGCCAUUCCAUAUGGAAGAUUUCCAGGCAAAAAGAAAUCAUAGCGUAUUUUUCUUGAAUCCUCUGCAUUUUACUUACUUUCACUCUAGAUACCAUUUUUUCUCCUAAGUGUAUGCAUGUACUGUUAUUGCUGAAGCCUUCUUAUUUCUAUAAACUUCUGAAAAGCAUUUUAUCUUAUUGUUAUUUGAACAAAAUAUAGGCAGUGAAAUGUUUGAAAAUAUCAUUCCAAGUAGGCUUUUAACUGUUUUUCAUAUGAGAUAUCUUUCGUCUUGCAUAAUUGUAUUCCAAACAAUUUCACAGUACAGAAUAUCCUGUUAUUCUGGAAUAACUUCCUUUGAUAAUAUUUAAUUGGGCUAUUAAUUGGGAUAUCAAUGAAGAACUUCUGCUGGAUAUAGAGUAUACUUGUCACUUUAUAUUGCAGUAUUCUAAGCAUGGCAGGCCAUCUGUGCUGUAACGUGAUAGUUUAUGUUUUUUAAAUCUCAAAACAGAUGCAACGCACUUUUUAAAUAAAAUUAUUGUUGUGUUUCAGCAAGGCAAUAGCUAUGAAAGUUGGGGAGUAAUUUACUUUCCCAUUUCUCCAUUCUAAGGUCAGAUAAGUGUAGAGCAAAACUCACUUCCUCAAACAGUGUAAGUUAAUCUCAAGAGUAUUCUGUUCUUCAGUUUUAAGCUUUUUCCAUUAAAUCAUUCCGCACACUCUCUGAAUUAAGUUACAGGGUGGAAUAUUUUCUCUUUAGUCAGCAGAAUUAAACAGCUGCUUUAAUUUUAUUAGUUUUGGUGGAGCUGAAUGUUGGAAGGCAAGCACAACAGUGACUGAUGUUCCAUCACCCAUUUAGCAUCAAGACCAAAGACAGACCAUGCUGAAAUUGGGGAUCAUUUGAUAUGAAACAGAAGCUAAGUAAUACAAAGUGUAACUCACUUAAUUUUGAUCCCUACAGUUAGUAGAGAAAAGAAAUCUUCAGCUCUCCGUCUUACCAAUGCUUAGAGCUAGCUCUUAAGUGUGCAAAGGCAGUUUAACAUAAAAGUGUUAUUUUAUUGUAGAUUUUUAAUUGUCAGUCUGUAUCAUAUUCUUUUCAGCAAAGACACCAUUCAGCUAGCUGGAUGUGAUGUACAGUAAAUAUUUGUCAAUCUGAGGACAAACUUUCCAUUUCCUUAAAGUUUCUACACUUUUUUGAGAAAAUUCCUUGCCCAGAGUGUUGACUUACGGUAUACAGAUUCACAAACUACCUCUUCUAUCCUGGAUAAAUUUUCCUGUGGUCAGUGCAAAAUACAAGUUCUAUUAUAAGGCUUAAAUAAUGAAUGUAGACAGGUUAUUCACACAGGUAAGGUGCACUGCUUAAUUAACUUUCUUUCCCUGCUGAUGAUCACAAAUAACCCUUUGCUAGCAAGGGUAAUUGAGUAGGGAUCAAUAUCACGAACAUCAGGUAAUUUAAUUAUUUUUCCCUCUCCCUCUGUUUUCUUGCCUUCAAAACCCUGGAUGGAAUAGUCACUCAAUGCAAUCACAGCUCAUGUAGUUUGAUCAUUUGAGAGAAGGAAGCAGGUCCCCAUGCGGCAAUGGAGGUUGUCUGCUGGAUGGUCCUCCUGAAGUGUGCCCUUGCUGGGUAGCGAUGAACAUGGAGAAGGCAUUAUAGUCAAUAAAAUGGUACUUUUUUCUUUGUUCAGUUAAUUUUCUCACAAUAUUUCUCCUUUCAUUCUGUUUUGAAAGCAAUUGGUACCUUGUGGAGGUAUUGUUUCACUGGGACCAAAGACCAUCUAGCACUUUGCCCAAGUUAUAGUUUUUCAUGAGUGUGACAGCACUGAGUUUUGACAAACUAUUUAGCAUAAUGAGCUCCACAGUCAAAUUUGAACUUCUUCACAUCUAGUGUUAACAGACAAAGACUAUUUGGAAGAACAGGAACAAAAAUUUUGAAUAGUUUUCUUUCUUCACCAUGUGCCCCUAUUACAACUUAUGUCUUGGACGAGUUAGCACCUGCACUGUCUGGUGAUUUGCAUUGCGUUCUUAUUGGACAAAUAGGAAAGAAAUUACUUUUCCAUUGUUCCACACUGAGGUGUUUAAAACUCAGUAACUUACCACACCAUUUGCAGUCAGCCAGCAGUUGCUUUAAGAACUUCUGGUGAGGCAGCAUUAGACUGACAAAUACGAAGUGUUGCAUGCAUUGUACAGGUUCCACUUCAGCAGAAGAUCUUAAAAGCAACAUUAAGCUCCUGAUCUGCAGGAGGCCCAGCCCUUUGUCCAAUACUGUAACCUAAGCACCAGGAGGUUAUCAAAUCUUGGCAGUUUGUAUAAUUCCCAAGAGUAGUCACAGUGGGAGGUAGCAUCCUGUAAAUGGCACUCUUGAUGUGAAUUUUGCAAUAAACAGGUGCAAUGGUAACCAGUUCCCUCUGUGCCAUAAUGGCUAGUGUUCCAACCAAUAGGGAAACACACUGGAUACUUACCUGUGUAAAAUUUCUACAUGUUCAUCUUUGCAAGACUCUAAUUUUAUUUCUUAAGAAGUCAAGGUUUGCAACUGAUGUGUAAUUAAAUGGGGCAACUUUAGAUUGUGCAAUUUAUGUAACAAAAACAAUAAUUUACAAUUUGUAUCUAAUUGUAUGGCUUUAAAAUAUAUAUUUGUUAUCACUAUUUCAAUGAAGAAUUAACCUCCUGCACUCCACAGCUACUCUGGUGACAUCACUGAUAGAAAGCUACUGCUGUUUUUAGAUGUGGUUCUGUUCUUUGUAAUAAGUGGAGCAACUUUGCACCAAUUUGCAUAUGUACCCACGUGUACUUUGCAGAUAGCAUAUCAUCCCUCAACCUAGCAGACCCACUUGGUUUGAAGCUGCCACCUUAUUAAAUUGACUAGAACCACACGCAGAAGCAGAAUGUUUUUUCUUAAUUUGGAUGCCAUUGGACAUGCUCUGGAGGAUGAGGGACCCAGAGUGGUAUGUCUCUUACAGGCAAGAAGUUUGACACGCAAUCACCAACUUAAGACGUGACAGAAACUGGCAAUUAUUAUAACUCUAUUAAAAUAAUUUGUAACAUUUUAGGCUUUCUAAUGGCUGCAGCUCCUUUUCAAAUAAAAUGUUUGUAAAAUAAAGCUAUAUACAAUGUUUUUGCACUUGUAAUUCAGCUGCAUAUCAAUGUAUGAAAUUUUCCGACUGAAAAAUCUAAGGUUUCAUCUUAAGCUAUUGAUUUGCUAAAGUUUAAUUUUGUUGAAGCAUUUUUUAUGAAUUUUAAAUGCAUACUUUGCACUUUAGAAGGUAUAAAUUUUGGGUAUUUAUUUUCAAUGUAAUACAAACAAUAUUUGCUGUUAUAAGAAUAGGUUGGUUAUAAAUAAAAUGAAAAAUGCUGCUCUGAGAGCUCAAUAGACAAAUAAAUAUGUUGCCCACUCUGGUACUGUGUAUGUAGGAAGAACACAUAUUUAGUCGUUUUUCUGGAUUGAGUUGGUCUCAGCCAGAAUAGCUGUUGUAUCACAGUUAUUGGCCUGAGUUUCCUCAGACAAAAGGGAGGGAAUAUUAUCUAGGAUCUUUACACCAGAUCAUUAAAGACCACAAAAUGUUGCAGGUGGAUGUUGGUUAAGACAUGGUGCUCCUCUGCCUGUGGUGAACAAGUGAUGCUCUGACCGAAGUGUGUAUGUGCAUGUAGCUGCUGGUCAAGUCUUCCACUGACAAUUCGUAAGUCACUGGUUCAAUUAAUUAACUUCUUUUUAAUUUUAAUUAUUAAAGAUUUAAGUAGAAGUGCUACUUAUAAGUAAUAUGUGAAUAUUUUCUUGAAGAGCUCUUUCUCUGGUUGCUUCUAAUAUUUAAUUUUAUAAUAUUAUUUGCCCCAGGGAUUAAUAAGUCAAAACCACAUCUUUAAAGUUCCAGAAGGGCAAUAGCUUGGAAAGUUAGAUAGUUUGCAAACAAGGAUAGGCGUACAUAGACACUGAUUAAUACAUUGAUAUUUCCUUUGUAUCACUUAAGAUCAUGUAACAUACAUUUACCUCUUUUUGCCUUAAAGGAAAAUAGGAUGUGACCAAAAAGUUGAAGGGAAAUUUUGCAGGUAAUAAUCUAUGGUGAUGGGAUGCUAAGCUUCAAAUUAACACAAAAUUAAUUGUUUCCCCUUGUUUUCCCUUGUCUUUUAAUGGUGUUUGGUUCCCUGAUCAGCAGAAAAUCUUCAGCACUCUAUUCAAUCCUAAUGCACGGAGACUAGAAUACCAUGGAUUCCCUUUUUGAGAAUUUUCUUGCACAGUAGCAUCUGAAUAAAUGCUUAUUCCCAAAUCUUUUUUCUCUAAAUUACUAUUUCUUUCUUAUCACUG